Messenger RNA from Verticillium nonalfalfae, 2694 nucleotides. RefSeq lists its product as uncharacterized. The record is from RefSeq and is a predicted model, not a curated record. The coding region runs from base 1 to 2694 and encodes 897 amino acids. Gene Ontology annotation, molecular function: protein binding. The transcript has 5 exons. NCBI's taxonomy places the organism in Eukaryota, Fungi, Ascomycota, Sordariomycetes, Glomerellales, Plectosphaerellaceae.
AUGGCGUACGAGGGCGGUUAUCCGGCGCAACGGCCUUACCCUGGCCCCGGAGCGCAACGGCCAGGUCCACCUCUCGAAGCCUAUCAACAAGGCCCUCCCCAACACUACGAUGCGCCUCAGCAGCAAUACGACGGCUACCAGGACAACUAUGCCUAUGAUCAAUACGACAAUGGUGGUUAUGGCCAGAACUACGGCGGGCAGCACCAUCACGACCAGGGCUAUGAAGCGCCCCUCUCCCUCCUCGAGGCGGCCCUCCUGGCCCCGGCAGAGGCUUUGCAAAUGGUCCACCGGCAAGAGGUGGUAGGCCGAUGCACGAGUCGCCAGCGACCCUCGAUGGAUGCAGGUCCGAUCAGUCCUGACACGGUUGGAGGAUUCGGCGGCGCCUUUCCGGUUUUCCCUGGCCAUCAGCGCCGGGCAGAUUUUGAACAAGAGUCAGAUAUGAUUAGCCAAAUGGCCGGCAUGGACAUCGCAGGGCCGCGAAACGGGCCCCCUCCCGGAGGCGGUGGUGCCCAGCGUAAUCAGAUGCGAUCUCCUGAGGGCGAUUAUGGCCGGCCUCCCAUGGAUGCCAGAGGUCCUCCCCGAGGCUACCAACAAUAUGAGAACUCGCGUCGAGGCCCAGCUCCAGCACCCCAGUUCGGCGCCAAAUACCGAGACGACGCAUACGGGGCUCCUCCACCGGCCAACGAAUUCGGCCCGCCAGGUCGCAGUAUGACCAUGCCGACAAAUGUAGAUCCCAUGGCUCGGGGGCCUCUUCAACGUACGGGAACAAUGCCGUACAAUACAGCGCCCGACCGAGGGGUCCCACCACCAGCAAGGCCAGCGACAUCGCAAAGUCACCGGCCACCGCCUCAACGCAUGUACCCGCCGGUUCAAGAAGUCCCGCAGUCUGCGGGGGGCUACGGAGGCUACGACAACGGCGACCAGGGCUAUUACGGGGGCGAUCACCAAGAAGUAGUCGGUGAUGUUCUCGAUUCGUACUACACUCCCUCACGGAUGAGCAACCCGGAGUAUGCUCGAAACCCGCCAUCCGUCAACUCGGGAGCUCCCAGCUUUGAGGAGCCCGGUAGGGCCCGCGGGUCCUUCGACCAUCAGGGACACCCUGCAAUGCCGUCAGGACCACAACCCGGGCCAGGGCGCACACCGGAUCUCAGGGGCAUGAAGUCUCAACCAAAUCUGAGGCAACCCCAGGCGGCUGUGUUCGAGAUGGUAGGCGACGCGCCUCCCAUGCCUCCAAUCAACGGCGCACGGCAUGGCUCUCACCAGGAUUCAUAUGAUCAGAAUGGAUGGGAACACCAGUCGGGUGCGGGCGGGCCAGUGCCGGUGAGACCUGGUCUACCGAAUGGCCCCGCGCCCCAGCGAUCAGAUACCUUGCCUUACCAUCCCGCGCCAGUGCGUCCCGGGCACAUGGCAGGCUCUGCCAUGAACGUGAAUGACCGACCGAUGCCAGUGCGCAACUACAAUGGCACAUCGCAAAGCCCAAUGGCCGGCCCACAACAACAAGCUCCUCCCGAACCGCAACGCAAUUCUGGAACGCCCGCCUCCACCAAAGCAGCUCAACCACCCGUAACAAAUGAGGAGCUCGAGCACCUACGCAUGGUUAUCAAAAAUGACCCCAACGACCAGGAAUCUGCUCUGCGACUGGCCAAACGACUGAUCGAAGCGGCUGAUGUGCUUGUUGCCAAGAUUGCCGACCAACGAGGCCGAGGCCGCGCACGAGAGCGAUACCUAAUGGACGCGAGCAAAAUCCUGAAGAAGCUAUCAAAUGCCCAGAACCUCGAUGCGAUGUUUCUGUACGCCGACUCACUCGGACGUGGCUUGUUCAGCGCUGAGCCGGAGAACAAGGAGGCUUUCACCUUGUACCAAUCGGCCGCCAAGCUUGGGCACGCCGCUGCUGCGUACAGGACGGCUGUAUGUUGCGAAAUUGGCAAUGAAGAUGGUGGCGGCACGAGGCGUGAUCCGCUGAAGGCGAUACAGUGGUACAAGAGGGCUGCAACGCUCGGCGACACGCCUGCGAUGUACAAGGUGGGCAUGAUACUGCUCAAGGGCUUACUCGGCCAGCAGAAGAACCCGCGGGAGGCGGUAGGCUGGCUCAAGCGCGCUGCCGAGCGCGCGGACCCUGAGAACCCUCAUGCGCUUCACGAACUUGGCUUGCUCUACGAAGCAGCCGGGCCGAAUGAUGCGAUUGUCAAGGAUGAGACAUAUGCACUGCAACUGUUCCAGCAGGCCGCAGAGCUGGGUUACAAGUUUUCCCAGUUCCGCCUUGGCUGCGUGUAUGAGUAUGGACUCAUGGGCUGCCCCGUCGACCCAAGACAGUCCAUCAUGUGGUAUUCCAAGGCUGCCACCCAGGAAGAGCAUCAGGCCGAGUUGGCCCUCAGUGGCUGGUACCUGACCGGAAGCGAGGGAGUUCUUCAGCAGAGCGACACCGAAGCAUACCUAUGGGCGCGCAAGGCCGCGAUUGCGGGCUUGGCCAAGGCUGAGUAUGCCAUGGGUUACUUUACCGAGGUGGGCAUUGGUGCGCCAGCAAACUUGGAGGAUGCGAAGCGCUGGUACUGGCGCGCGGCUGCCCAAGAUUUUCCCAAAGCGCGUGAGCGACUAGAGGAUCUGAAGAGAGUCGGCAAUGGCAAAGCAGGCCCCCGACAGCGCGAGCGUGUGUCGCGGAGCAAGAUGGGUAAACAACAGGAGGUGUUUCGAUGA